AGCCCUGGGCCGGUGUUGCUUCGCGCGCCCUGCGGGCGCCGCGUGCUGCGCUGCUGGCUGCCGCUCGGCGACGAGAAGGCCGGCGACACUGCGCAGCGUGUCGCGGCCAGCUCGGACGACCCCGGGCUGGACGCGGCGAUGCUGGGGGCCUACCACGCCGCCGUGCGGCGUGCGGCGGCCGAGGCGCCGCGUGUGCCGCUGUCGCCGGGCGAGGCCCUGGUGCUCGACGGCCGCCGCGCGCUGCUGGGGUGCGGCGCCGCUUCCGGCGGCGGCCUUUUUUGGCGCGCGUGGGCCUGGGCCGGGAGUGGCGGCGGGGGCGAGGGCCACAGCGGCUUGCCCACAGGGCCGAGAA
This is a messenger RNA of Prorocentrum cordatum, 352 nucleotides long. The record is from the annotation of a GenBank genome assembly. NCBI's taxonomy places the organism in Eukaryota, Dinophyceae, Prorocentrales, Prorocentraceae.